Molecule: messenger RNA, 1663 nt
Organism: Marasmius oreades (fairy-ring Marasmius)
Lineage: Eukaryota; Fungi; Basidiomycota; Agaricomycetes; Agaricales; Marasmiaceae
Exons: 5
Coding region: 25-1347 (440 amino acids)
Cellular component (GO): membrane
Source: RefSeq, a predicted model, not a curated record
UUUGUUUGCCUUCUCUCAACUAUCAUGGCUGAAACUGGAAAACCCGGUUCGGAGGUGUUAUGGAAUGACAAAAAAGAUCCCUCUCUACUCGAAGUGGACAACCGCUCAUGCCAGCUACUCGGACCAACUGCUCUGGCGGUUCAAGGACUCAUGGGAAUCUUGGUGAUUCUCUCUCUCAUCUACAAACGGCAUAGAGAAGUACACAAGCGUCCUUGGAAGAUAUGGAUCUUCGAUGUCUCGAAACAGAUUGUGGGACAGAUGUUUGUUCACGGAGUGAACGUCCUCAUAUCUGGUAUUAUUUCCCAUUACGGCUCUUCGAAUGCCUGUGUAUCGUAUUUCCUCAACAUUCUUAUUGACACUACACUUGGGGUCUUGAUUCUUUAUGGGAUUCAUCAUGGUUUAACGCACAUAAUCACCGAAAAGCUGCAUUUACAAGGUUUUCAAUCCGGUGUAUAUGGAAAACCUCCCUCAAUUAUGUUCUGGGCACGCCAAGCUGCUGUCUACGUCUUUUCAUUGACCACCAUGAAGUUUGCAGUCAUUGGUCUUCUCGCGCUCUUCCCCGGCCUGUACAAGAUCGGUGAAUGGUUAUUGAGUUGGACGUGGACUGAGGAAGGGGAUGAUUUGCAAGUGAUAUUCACAAUGGGUAUUUUCCCCAUCAUCAUGAACAUUCUUCAGUUCUGGAUCAUAGAUUCCAUAGUCAAAGCUUCGGAUGCACCCGUUGCUUUGGCAGGUGAUUCGCCAACCGCACAAGAUCAUGCGGACAGAGAGCCAUUGUUCGGUAUGCCCUCGGACGACGAAGACGAAGAUGAUCAUGUCACUCAGCGCAGGCCACAUGAUAUCGAAAAUCCACCCAUCUCCCGUUCAAGCGAGCCCAAAGCUCACUCUCGAAUCCCAACAUCCGAGGGAGACGAGUCGAAGGAUCCUUGUUCUAACACCCGAGGAAAUUCCUUAGAAUUUCAUUCAUAUCCUCCCAGCUUGAGUAAUAGUGCCGGUUCCUUCUCUUCUAACUCUUCUAUGGGCGCUUCUGUACGGGAAGCGACGAAGUUGAACAAGAAAAAGAAGAGACCACCGAGUCCAUUGAAUCUCCAGCCCCAAUAUCAGCCCGCCAUCAAUUCCCCUCACGUCGCAGUCGGUACCCCUCAUCGAAGUCCGCUAAGUACCUCCACCGGGAUACCAGAGCUAGCAGCAGCUCCUCAAGCGGCCGACAACGAAUGGGCCGAUUCGUGGGAAGAUUCGGAUGAUUGGGCUGGUCGAGUAGGGGAGGAGGAAUGGACUGGACGUCGACUGGGUCAGACGAACGCAAAUUUGCACAAUGCUUGGGGCACAUCCACGGUUGCUGUGUCGUAGGUUCAAGAUUUUCGUGCUGUUUUCAUUCCGCUCCAGCUUUUGUAUAGAUAGCCUACUCCAUGUUCAGCUCUCAGCCUUUAUGGCGGUACUGAAAUAAAUGCUCAGUACGGUACCUUACGUCUACUCAUCGUAAUUCAGUGUCGGCUUUCAGGAUGCUACAUAUACACGCAUCUACAUUCCCGUCUGGUACUCAUACUGUCAUCGCCCCCGAAGUCGGCAAUCUAAGGAGAAAUAUUUAUAUAAUUAAGAAAAUACAUACCAGAAACUGUAAAUACAAUGCAGUUGCAUAGAAUACCUUUUGAGGUAUAUGCCUGCC